Aspergillus heteromorphus CBS 117.55 is the source of this 1468-nucleotide messenger RNA. Its product is annotated as 2-methylcitrate dehydratase. The record is from RefSeq and is a predicted model, not a curated record. Bases 1 to 1464 code for a protein of 487 amino acids. The transcript has 3 exons. Gene Ontology annotation, molecular function: 2 iron, 2 sulfur cluster binding; 2-methylcitrate dehydratase activity. Lineage: Eukaryota; Fungi; Ascomycota; Eurotiomycetes; Eurotiales; Aspergillaceae.
AUGGCCACCGAACACGCGCGCUUCGACCCCAUCAUACGGAAUAUCGUCCACUAUGUCUACCACGGCGAAAUAACAGACGAGAAGGUUUACCAACGAGCGCGAGUGGCGUUGCUGGAUGCGCUGGGCUGCAUCAUUGAAACGCUCCACCUCAGUCCGGACUGCAGAGACCUCGUCGGGCCCAUCGUUCCCGGAAUCAUUGUGCCCGGGGGAGUGCGCAUCCCCGGCACCGAACACACUGUCGAUCCGCUCAAGGGCGCAUUCGACCUCGGGGCUCUGAUCAGAUACCUCGAUCAUAAUGACGCCUACGCGGGGGCAGAAUGGGGACAUCCCUCUGAUAAUCUCGGUGCAAUUCUGAGUGUAGCCGACUGGCUGUCUCAGCAGCGUGAUAGGAAGAAGACUGGACCGUCGGUUCGCACUGUCCUUGAGGCGCAGAUCAAAGCGUAUGAGAUCCAGGGGACUCUGCAACAACGGAACGCUUUCAAUGAACAUGGUCUGGACCAUGUCAUCCUGGUCAAGGUGGCCUCGACAGCCGUGAUUGUGUGGUUGUUGGGUCUCCCCGAGUCGGCAGCCCUGGCCGCCGUGUCGCAUGCCUGGAUCGAUGGCCAUCCGCUCCGAACCUACCGUCAGGCACCCAAUGCGGGUCCCCGCAAGGGAUGGGCAGCGGGGGAUGCGUGCAUGCGCGCCAUACAUUUGGCAUUCCUCACGCAGCGAGGGGGACGGGCCGCGGUGGGGGUUCCGUCUGCUCUGACGGCUCCGAGAUGGGGAUUCAGCGACGCACUCUAUCAGGGGAAGGAGGUCACGCAGGCCUCCCCGUACGGCACUCGGGUGAUGGAGACGGUGCUAUUCAAGGUGAUCACGGCGGAAGGACACGGAAUCUCUGCAGUCGAAGCGGCUCUCAAAGUCGGCGCGAUGCUCGAAGCCCGCCAGUUGGUGGCCGAGCGGCACAUCCGCGCCAUCCGCAUCCGAACCCAGAAGCCCGCAGUGACCAUCAUCGACAAGACGGGUCCGUUGCGAAACAACGCCGAUCGCGACCACUGUCUGCAAUACAUGAUCGCGGUCACCUUGCUCAAGGGGUCCGUCGUCGAUACAGAAGACUACCUCGAUGAUUCGCCAUGGGCCGCGGAUCCGCGCGUCGAAACCCUCCGCGAGAAGAUGACUGUGAAUGAGGACGCGGGAUUCACAGCAGACUACUACAACCCCGCGUCCAGGAGUGUGGCGAAUGCCAUCACGGUGGAGCUGAACAGCGGAGAGAGUCUGAACGAGGUCGUGGUCGAAUUCCCCGUUGGUCACCACAAGCGAGACGAGACCUUGUCGCGAGUCAUGGAGAAGUUCCGACGGAACAUGGCCCUCAUGUUUACCCCCGACGAGGUGGAGCGGAUCGUCGCCGCUGCUGAGCAGGAUCAAAUGUCGGUGGAGGAGUUCAUGGGGCUGUUUGUGCGGUGGAAGGCGACUGCCUCGUUGUAGGCGG